UCCCGAGCGACGUGAGCGCGCGUGCACCGUGCGCGCCCCCGUGCACUCUCCUGGCUUACGCGCGCCCCCCGUACAAUCUCCUGUGUGUGUGCGCGCGCGCGUGCUGUCAAGAGAGGUCUGGCGGGCAGGGGGAAAGGCUCUCGGAAGCUCAGUAACCGGAGAUCGAGGAGUGAGAACGGGAGAGGCUCAGCGCCACAGAGUAAGUAAGAAAGAAUAAUAUUCGGCUAAGUCAUUUGGACGAAAACUAUGGCAUUCGUUUUAUUAUUGACUGAGCACAUCAAAAAGAACUUUGACAGUAUUUUGAUAAUUCUCAGUUAGCAGUGUAUCCCAUCUCUUCAACACUAAGCAGUGUUUUUCAGAGAGAGAGCACAUACUACUUUAUGUAGCUCUACUCAUUAGGAUUUCGAGCCUUCGAGUCCAGUACAUUUGAUUUUUAAUUCUUAAUUAUUUUUAAAUUUUCUCUUCGUGGCCAGAAGAAAAAACAAAGGCAAGAUGGUUCUGGACGAGUAUUUGUGGAUGGUUAUUGUCGGUUUCAUCAUAGCUUUCGUCUUGGCAUUUUCAGUAGGUGCUAAUGAUGUUGCCAACUCUUUUGGCACUGCAGUGGGAUCUGGUGUGGUGACCUUAAGGCAAGCAUGCAUAUUGGCUUCCAUCUUUGAAACAGCUGGCUCAGUACUACUGGGAGCCAAAGUUGGUGAGACUAUCCGGAAAGGAAUCAUUGAUGUGAAUCUCUACAAUAAUACAGUUGAUUUGUUGAUGGCUGGAGAAGUUAGCGCAAUGGUUGGUUCUGCUGCUUGGCAGUUGAUUGCAUCUUUCUUGAAACUCCCCAUUUCGGGCACACAUUGCAUUGUUGGCUCAACGAUUGGUUUCUCCCUUGUUGCAAUUGGUACUCAUGGUGUGCAGUGGAUGCAGCUUGUCAAGAUUGUGGCCUCUUGGUUUAUUUCACCAUUGCUGUCUGGUAUGAUGUCUGCAGGGCUGUUUUUCCUGAUCAAGUUUUUUAUCUUAAAUAAGGAGGAUCCGGUACCUAAUGGACUACGAGCACUCCCAGUGUUUUAUGCUGCUACGAUAGCAAUUAAUGUCUUCUCUAUAUUAUACACAGGGGCCCCAUUACUUGGACUAAGUGCCUUUCCCGUGUGGGGCACUGCUCUCAUUUCGAUAGGCAUUGCUGUGUUGUUUGGCUUAUUAGUGUGGUUCUUCGUAUGCCCAUGGAUGAGAAAGAAGAUCGCAAGUCGAUUAAAGAAAGAAGCGGCAUUAUCUCGCAUAUCAGAAGAAAGCCUAGAUGAAAAAAACCAAGAUGAAGAGACUCCUGUCUUCAAAGAACUGCCUGGUGCAAAGGGAAAUGAUGAAAGUGUGGUGCCUCUCACUAGUUCCACCACUGAAGCAGCUGUAGGAUCUGAUCCCAUAGCCAAUGGAAAUACGAGAAUACCAUAUGGAAGAGCUGCGUCCAUGACAAACGGCUCUAUCAGAUCACCUGUUUCCAACGGCACAUUUAGUUUUGAUGGGCAUAGCAUGAAAAGUGAUGCUCACGUAUAUCACACUGUUCACAAGGACUCUGGGCUUUACAAGGAUCUUCUGCACAAAAUACACCUCGACAGAGUAACGGAUGACCGCCCCUCACAUGACAAUAACUACCGGGUACUGAGGCGCAACAACAGUUACACGUGUUACACAGCUGCUAUUUGUGGCAUGCCAGUGCACUCAACCUUCAAAGCGGUUGAUCCAGCCACCCCGGAGGAUAGUGAAAAGCUGGUGGGAGACACUGUGUCCUACUCCAAGAAACGAAUACGGUAUGACAGCUACUCCAGCUAUUGCAAUGCAGUUGCAGAGGCAGAGAUUGAAGCUGAUGAAGGUGCUGUGGAGAUGAAGCUUGCUACUGAACUGGCUGACUCAAAUCCACUCCCGGAUGAUGCGUUGGAGGAGGACAAAGAGGAGAAAGACCAGUCACAAGUCCAUCUCCUCUUCCAUUUUCUCCAGAUUCUGACAGCCUGCUUUGGAUCCUUUGCUCAUGGAGGAAAUGAUGUCAGUAAUGCUAUUGGUCCAUUGGUUGCACUUUGGCUAAUUUACCAGCAAGGUGGAGUUAUGCAAGAUGCUACAACGCCUGUGUGGCUGCUGUUGUAUGGUGGAGUGGGCAUCUGUGCUGGUCUUUGGGUGUGGGGUCGGCGAGUAAUCCAAACUAUGGGAAAAGACCUUACCCCGAUUACACCAUCCAGUGGAUUCACUAUUGAGUUGGCUUCAGCGUUCACAGUUGUGGUAGCUUCCAAUAUUGGACUCCCUAUCAGUACCACACACUGCAAGGUUGGAUCAGUGGUAUCGGUGGGUUGGAUUCGAUCACGGAAAGCAGUUGACUGGCAUUUAUUCCGCAACAUUUUCCUUGCUUGGUUCGUGACGGUGCCUGUGGCCGGCCUAUUCAGCGCAGCAGUCAUGGCUGUAAUGCAGUAUGGCAUUCUCCCAUACGUUUGACCGUACUACCUAGACUUAGAAAAAUAAAAGCCUAUUUCAAUGUUCAUGCAUACUGGAAACAUCCUAGGCUAUAGCAAUAUUUCAGGCUGCCCGCUUUGGUUGAGGAGGAACAUAAAACGGAAAAAAACAAAAACCUUCUUAUCAAAGCAUCAUAUCCUUGAUGUAUCUACUCUAUCUGCUGUAUAUAAUAUAUGUCAAAUUGGUGGGAUGUGCCUCAAUACUUAUAUUUAAAUAAAUAUAUAUACGUAUAGUAGAUAACACUACCAGAGUAUUAUAAUUUGGGAUGAGAAUAUUUGCAUAGAUCUUUUUUUAUCUAGAUAAGAGCUGUACAUAAUGUAUUAUUUUUGUGAGCUUUUCUUUCUUUUUAUUUUUUUUUUGUUCUGAUUGUAAUCUUUAAAAAAAAAAAAAAAUGGUAUAGAUUUUAAAUAAAAAUGCCCAUGUCUACUUGAUAUCAAGCGAGGUACAAAAGACAAAGCUUAAAUUUUGUAAAGAUGUAUUUAGGUCUGUGACGGUCAGUCUGUGUGCAGCGAGAACUACAAUACUGGAACAAAUUUUCAAAAAUAAAUCAAAUAGGUGCAGAAUUACUUUUAUGGAAAACAAAAAUGUCACAUCUAAUUUGCUUUGUAUGUAUAAUACUGUAAUUUCUAAUUGUAAAUAUGUAUAAGCAUAUUUUUAUUAGUGCAUUCAUUUCCCUUUUGACAUUUUUGGGUAAAGAAGUUUAGGAAGUACCAAAGACUGAGUGGAAUUCGCCUGCCAGUAUUUAAAUAAAGUCUGCUCGUAGUCGUAUGUUAUGGUUUGAGAAAUCUUUACGUGGUCCGAACAGCCAAAAAGUCGUAGAUCACGACGAGUGCGUUUCCACACCAUGGGUUGAAUUCUGCUAAAUAAUUUGCAUAUGAAGAUUGUUUUACAGCCACAAGUGUCGUUCCACUUGUAACUUCUAACGCACAUAAAACUGUCUUUACUGCACUUAACACGUUUUGUUUGGAAAUAUACAUUUUUUUUUUUUUCACAUAUGUAAAAUUACUUUAUGUAAUCACUGGAAUUCUACAGCAAUACAAUUUGAAUAUUUAUUAAGGCAUUAGCAGGUAAAGUAUGCAGUCAGAGCAUAGAGACCUAUUAAUGUCUAGCUCCUUACCAUUGGGUGCUUAAAGGGACACUACCAUGAAAAUGUAUAAUCAAUAGUUAGCUUGUUGCUGUGUGUAGCAGGUAAUCGGGGUCCGAUUAGCAAUAUCUCUUUGGUAAACUGUUUUAUAUUGGUGUUUUUGAGCCGCUUUCCAACUAUCAUACUAGUGACAGAAUAUUCUACAGAAAGUACACUCAAUAUUGAUCUUUUAUUUCAAAUGGAACAUAUCUAAUUUCCACCAAACACAAACUUUUUAAUUAAAUGAAUGUUAUUAUAGCCCACAGGGCAUAAGUGCAACAAAUAAAUCUUUCGAUUAUGAGUAAUUUGUAUUGGGUUCAGUGUAGAAAUGUAUUCAAUUAGAUAAAUAUCAUUUUUAGCAGUGAGGAAGCAGACAAAAAUCCCCUAAACUGCCAUCAGGUAACCAGGUGAAGUGGCGCAAAUCUAAUUCAAUCAUAGUAUUUCCUGCUCAGUUUUUUAGAAUGUUAGAAUGCAUCACUGUUUUUGUUUUGUUUUGUUUUUUUAUGGUAGUGUCCAUUCAAAAUAAACUACUAAGAUGUGAUGACAGCCUAAUCGCGAAUAUUCUUUCACCAUUAGUUCACCGUAGAGACUGCAAUGUAGUAUAUUUUUUUUGUUUUUGUUUCUGGUCGUGUCUUUAGUGUAAUUUAUAAAGAGACUAUUGGAAAUUGCAAUCUCUGUACCAUUCAAUAUCAGUAGAACACCAGUCCCAGCCUAGUCAAUUUACUAUAAACUGUACAUGUUUACAAUGAGAGAUGAAUUGUUUAAGGAUAUUAAACGUUUACUCCUAAUGUUAUCACCACCAGCAAACAAGUUUAUUCUGUGAAAUCUCAAAGCCAGGUGAAUUGAUCUGAAAAUAUAGUGUAACAGAACUUAUUUAAAACCGUUAUUUUGUUGCAAAACUUUCCAAAUUCAUUAAAUUCUUUUAAGAAAGAAAUUGAGUCAGCAACUCAAUGUUAUAACAGAAAAAGUACUACCCUAGUUUGCACUGAUAUAUCUAGUAUACCUAGAUCAGUGUGCUUGAUUCUCCUCUAUUUAAGAGGUAAAUGUCAACUCUUUUAUAAAUCCAAUUAGAUUUUACAUUAUAACUCUUGUAUACAAUAAUUGCAGAAUUUGUACAGUGUUCUUCUCAAACAUUUUACAGUGUAUGUACAAAGCAGUGUAUGUACAAAGGUGCACCAUAUUUUAACCUAAAACUAAAUCUAUGUUGUCAAAUAAUUGAAUAAGUACAACAAACAAUUUUUACAAUUUGUCCAACAUGGAAGUACAUUUCAAAUUAUUUUUGUGUGUAUGUGAGAGAGAGAGAAACACUAUGUAUGCGCACACAUGUACAUACUAAAUAUAUAAAGAAUGUAAAAGAUGAAAAUAUUGCAAAGGUUUCAUGUGAGAAUAAAUAUACAGGUGACACUAGUGAGAUUUUCCCAGUGUAGAACUUACGAACAUACAUUUCUUUUUUUUUUUUUUUUUUUUUUUAAGUUUUGCAUAGUACUGUAAUGUGUUCCGUUUUUUUAAGUGGGGCAAAUAAAGUUUUUACAAAUGCUGCCAUUAUGAUGUUCUCGUGGGUUGUCUUCCAUUGUGAAGGUGACCUUCAAAACCUGAAGAUCUUAAAAUGUUAAAAUGCAGAUGCUGCUAUAUAUAAUUUUUUUUCCCUCUCUUUCUCCUUGAUGAAACCUGUUCUUGGUACAUGUAGGUAUACAUAAAUGUAGGGGGUUAUUUAUUUUUCUUUUUUAUUUCUUGAGGGCUUUAACUUUCAUUAAGCUACGUUAUUUGUGGUCUGUUACUUCAGUUUGAUUGUGUCUUUAUAUUCACCCAUAAUGCACUGCUUUUCAUCGGGGCGUUCCAAUAUUAAAGCUAGCUAGGAUGUUGUGUUGUUUUAUCAUUAUUUUUUUUUUUUUGUCCGCUACGCGAGUAUGUUUCAAUUUAUGGGCUUCAGGUUUUUUACAAAAAUAAAUAAAAAAAAAAAAGUUAAAAACACAAACUUUCCUGUAUUUCAGUGCCAAAACAGACUUCUCACUUCAGCCCACUCCUCUUGAUGUAUUUUGUCCAAUCAAAUGUUUCUCAUAGGGAAGCUAUGAAGACAUACAGAACAUGUGCCGCAUUUUGUACAAUCUUCCAAACUAGUGCUUAUCUACGAGAGGGAGAAGCAUUGGAAGCACACUCAGCAUUUGGUGUCGGCAUACUUUGCACGCUGAGGCCAGAUGUAAAACAGAUUUAAGUAAUUAAAUCUGUUUUUGUGUGAAGCCUCCAGGGCAGGGCUGUCCAACCUGCGGCCCCCCAGAUGUUGCUGAACUACAGCUCCCAUGAUUUCCUGACUAUCUGUUUCAUUGAAAGAAUCAUGGGAGUUGUAGUUCGGCAACAUCUGGGGGGCCGCAGGUUGGACAUGCCUGCUCUAGGGGCUGUCUGACAGCUAAUAGAGGUGUCUGCUUUGCAAAAUGUAAACAUUGCUGUUUUACAGAAAUGGCAGUUUUUGCAACAUCUAUGCCCAAAUAUCAUGUAAUUAUCCUUUCUGUUUUACAGAAAACCUGCAUAGCUAUUUUGUUAACCCACUCUAGAUUAACUUCCAGGGUUAGUAUUAAAAUGGCAAACCAUAAACUUACAAAGUUUUAAAGACAAAAGCAUCAGCCUUGGGAUUUUAGCACUGCCAAAACUCGGGACAAGCUGUUUACAGAAAGAUGCAUGUGCAAACAACCUGCCUCAUAGGAAGCACUUAACAUCCCACAAUGAUCACUGCGUGGCUGGCAAGGAUAGACAUUGUCAGCCCCUUGAGGCUUGCAGCUUGCUCUCCACACUGGAAUUCAAAACCAAUUUUCCAUUAAAGGAACACACCAGGCACCAAGACCACUUCUGCCCAUUGAAGUGGUCUUUGUGCCAACUCCCACCACCCUUAACCCUGCAAGUGUAAUUAUUGCUAUUUCUAUAAACUAUAAGACCACUAGAGGGACUUCCGUGUUUUAAACGACGCUGGACGCUAUGCAUGAGGACCUCUGGCAUCGCCGAAUCCCCAUAGAAAAGCAUUGAAUAAUGAUUUCCUAUGUGGAGGUCUAAUGCAUGUGUGCGUGGCCAUUAGGUCUCCCCUGCUGGCUGACGGUGGGGGAGGUGCGUGGGCGGAGCCUGUCCAGCGCUGGAUUCAGGUAAGUCACUGAAGGAGUUUUAACCCCUUCAGCAACAUGGGAUGGGGGGUGGGAGGUAGAGGGACACUGCAACGGAUAUGUUUUCCUGGCACUGGAGAAUCCCUUUAUGUACAUAUUUUACUUUGUAUGUUAUUGGACUUUCUUCAGCACAGUGGAGAGAUCAAAGUUGUUGAGCUACCUGAAAAGGACCUUGUCAUCCAAGAAUUGUAUGUAGUAGAUUCCCUUACAUCAUAAUGGGAAAUCUAUUAAGGAGCUAAACUACAGCCAAAAUGGGCAGGUUUAUUGAAGUAUUUUUUUAUUUUUUUUUGUGCAUUGUAUGCAAAUGUGCAUUGAACUAGAAUAAGUAACCCUGAAAUGAUUUCUCACUACAAGUUGACCCGUAAAAAGUUUUUAGUAA
Pelobates fuscus (common spadefoot toad) is the source of this 7123-nucleotide messenger RNA. It is a transcript of the gene SLC20A2, whose product is annotated as solute carrier family 20 member 2. Bases 493 to 2457 code for a protein of 654 amino acids. Gene Ontology annotation, biological process: phosphate ion transmembrane transport. Gene Ontology annotation, molecular function: phosphate transmembrane transporter activity. The record is from RefSeq and is a predicted model, not a curated record. Gene Ontology annotation, cellular component: membrane. The transcript has 11 exons. NCBI's taxonomy places the organism in Eukaryota, Metazoa, Chordata, Amphibia, Anura, Pelobatidae.